This is a messenger RNA of Penicillium bovifimosum, 228 nucleotides long. RefSeq lists its product as uncharacterized. Lineage: Eukaryota; Fungi; Ascomycota; Eurotiomycetes; Eurotiales; Aspergillaceae. The coding region runs from base 1 to 228 and encodes 75 amino acids. The record is from RefSeq and is a predicted model, not a curated record. The transcript has a single exon.
AUGGUAAGGACGUAUAUGGAACCCGAAGAUUUUCAGAAGCUGGUGCACGUAGGCCUUAGGAAGCUCCUCCUCCCAUGGGAAGAGAACUCGGCAGAGCUACGUGAAUAUUAUUUGUGCUUUGCUGCAAAAUCGACCGAUCCUUUUACGGUGGAGUUGGAGGAUGAGGAGGAUGAGGAGGAUGAGGAGGAUGAGGAGGAUGAGGAUGACGAUAAUGAUAAAUCUGCUUAA